AUGAAGCUGCCUUUCGGAAUUGCCCUGUCGGUUCUGCUCCUCCUGGGGCUAAUCUGCGCAAAGGAUAACCCCAUCAAGCCGCACAGUAGAGACAAGUACAGAAAUAAAUUUCGUAAAAAACACAAAAUACCCACCUUAAGUAACGACUCGGAUCGGAAUUUCCUACAGAUGAAGGGUGCACACAUUUACAACCCCUCCUUAGCGUACAGAGACCUAUUCGACAACAACUCAUUGGGAACGUCCACCAUUUACUACAACCGCCUCAUGUGGGGGGCCGUUAUCUUCCUGUUCAUGUUUAUACUGGUGAGCAGCAUAGGAGUGUUUCUUUAUGUGAACAACUUGGAGAGCAACGCACCGAAGAAGAGACACGUGAAGAACGCCACAAACUACUACGUCGUCAAUCCGACCGUGCCCUACGUUUAG
Molecule: messenger RNA, 423 nt
Organism: Plasmodium cynomolgi strain B
Lineage: Eukaryota; Apicomplexa; Aconoidasida; Haemosporida; Plasmodiidae
Exons: 2
Coding region: 1-423 (140 amino acids)
Source: RefSeq, a predicted model, not a curated record